UCUCAAGGAGCGCCCCACUUUCUCACGGGCCGGCCGCCGAACGGUGGCCAAUUUAGUCGCGUUUUGUUCGACGGGUCCACGGCAAUAAUUACCCAUUGUCGACGCCGUAGUAAGGGCUAUUCAGUCGUGGCGAGUGAGUAAUUGUCAAUAGCCGGAGUUUGUUUGCCCGGAUCACAGGCAAGUAGCAGCGAAAAGGUACAUGUGUACACAUACGCGCUUUACAUAAUCGUGAAGUCAGAAUUGAUCGCGCGCCGCCUCCUCGGGGGUCGGGUUUCGAGAUUGACAGCGUUGCCGUGGCAACCAGCGCCACUGAUAUCCGCUGAUAGGCCAAUAAGCCAAUCAGGUGUCGAGCAGACGACCGUGCCACGGCAGGCAGUAAUAUUCAGCGGUAUAAGUAAACGCGAAGUCUGGCGCGUGGUUUUGACCAGUGUCCGAAUGGGACAAACACGAAUUCCACGCGUAUAAGUUGUACGAUCGCGUCUCGCGCCGCUAGCAGUCGCCGAUCGGCACACGCUCAAUGCAAGACGGAGUACAAGUGUCGUACCCGCACAACAUGAUGGUAAAUUCAAGCACGGAGCUGGGUCUGCCGAGUUUUGGUUUCACGCAGGAGCAGGUCGCCUGCGUCUGUGAGGUACUGCAACAGUCCGGCAACAUCGAGCGUCUUGCCCGCUUCCUGUGGUCGCUGCCCGCCUGCGAGCACCUGCACAAGAACGAGAGUGUUCUCAAGGCGAAAGCGCUCGUCGCCUUUCACAGACAGAAUUUCAAAGAGCUCUACAAGAUACUCGAGAGUCAUAAUUUCUCGCCGGCGUCGCAUCCGAAGUUGCAGGCGCUCUGGCUGAAGGCGCAUUACAUCGAGGCGGAGAAGCUACGAGGGAGACCCCUCGGUGCCGUCGGGAAGUACAGGGUCCGUAGGAAGUUCCCGCUGCCGCGCACGAUAUGGGACGGAGAGGAGACGAGCUACUGCUUCAAGGAGAAGUCGAGAACGGUGCUGCGAGACUGGUACGCGGCCAACCCGUACCCUUCCCCGCGCGAGAAGCGAGAGCUGGCCGAAGGCACGGGCCUCACGACGACACAAGUUUCAAAUUGGUUUAAGAACAGACGGCAGCGGGAUCGAGCGGCCGAAGCCAAGGAGAGAGAAGAGAAAUCCGCUAAUAACAAUUCUCUGCUCAGCGCGGGUACCGGACAAACAAGCUUGGCGAGCGACGACGAUGACGAUUCCAAGCCUGCCAUCUCUCCCGACAUGCACUCGCAGCAGCAACAGCAGCAGCAGCAGCAACAGCAGCAACAGCAGCAACAACAGCAGCAGCAUGUUCAGCAUCAGCCUCAGCAGCACGGCCCGCCCGACCACAGCCCCAAGCACCACACCGACCACCAGCAUCAACAUCAGCACGCCGCCAUGUUCGGCGGGAUGUCCUCAUCGGCGCAGCAGCAUCAGAUACAGGCCCUCCUCAACAUGGGCAUGAGUGGAAUCCCGGGGGUAGGCGGCGGACCAGUCGUCGUGUCAAGCUCCAGCGAACAGCACGGACUACUGUCCGACUAUCAGACAUUAUGACUAUAUGGCAGUCAAGGCGGGAAUGGUAACAAAUUAGUGUGAACUAGUUAUAAACUAACAAACCCGGACUGGCUAUACCUACAACGGUUUCGCACGCAUAGCGGAGAGCAGCGAUAUAUUCGAUGACCACACAUAUGGAAUUCCCUAUCGGAUAUUACAGCCUCUGCGUGUAACAACUCGCUGCAAGAUGUGUUAUAAACGAAUUCAAUUUCAUUUCACAGCUUUAUUAUACCGAGAGACGCGCAUAUAUUUUCCCAUAAAUUAACUAUCUCUGCGUUAGAAAUAACGAUUCCGACGACUUCCGAUUAUUUAACCCAAUUCUGGAUUUACAUCAGCUGUUUCGAAACACUGUAACCGUUCCAACAACAGUUACUUCGUUUUAUACUUCCCAUUCAUUUCACUUCUCCAUGACUGUAGCAGGCAGUAAUGCUUCGUUUGCAACGAUUCCUAUCGCUAGUGUUUCGCGUAGUAUUGCGCACGGGCUCGUAAAUGUGCGGACGGUUGGUUUUGAGCUGAGGUUUGACCCGGUGUUUCAAACAGUAUUCUCUAUAGAAGAUCCUACAGUGCUCGUUUCGGUGAAUGGCACUGACGGCAUCCAGAUUUGGUGAAACGCGCGUUCGCUGCUUCGUCGUUGUCGGCAGGCGAAUAUAAUAACGAGAUUAACCGCCUUCUCUCAACUUGGCAACAUGUAUGCGAACGAGUAAAGGCCGGAAAAAAAUCAAGCAGCCAAACUCGUAGCGAAUCCUGUUGGGGCUUCUUAGGAAAAGCAGCAUCGUCGUAAAGCAGAAAGUCUGUUGUGAGAUGUUCCCCACAUGUGUUGAUCCAGUGCCAUUCCCCGCAUGCCGCGCUCGUAGGCGACCAUCUGUUGGUUAUAAAUUCCGAUUUUUCUGUGUUUAUAUGUGCAAAAGUUUGUGUAAUAUAUUUGUAUUUUUCUAGUCUUUCACCCACACGUAUAUAAUUCUCUAUGUCUAUUUAGAUUAUAGGCUGGGGCGGAAUAGCGCACGAUGCUGUCACACACGCAUCCGACCGACCCUCGUCUGGGUUGAACUAUUCCAAGCUGUUUGAGUUUAUAAUUUGAAGUAGAUGUGAGGUUAAAAAAAUGUAGACUGAGAACCUUCGUCGUGGACCAGCAGUAAUUAUAUCGGUGAUCAAAGGUUUGCAAUUUAUUUCGCGCUGUUUUUAACAUUUUACGCCGCUUCCUCUAUCGUCGGGGUACCAAUGUACGUGGAUGGGAGGUCGAGUGGUUAUGUACACUCAGAGACAAUUUUACCAAAGAGUAUUGUGACGUUAAAUAGAUUCACAAAUUCAGGAAUAGCUCAUUCAGAAAUUUGCUAUCUUGGUAUAAUGAUAUUAUAAUAUUGGUUCGAAUCAAAAUUAUUUGUAUCGUAUACGGUUUGUACAUAAUAUUUUUUUUCGUAGUAGCUUGUCUAUACUGUUAAUUGGACUUUGUUUCUGUGAAGGUGUAUUAUCAUGGCAUGCUUAGAUCUAUUGAUAUUGAUCUGGAAUUGCGUGUCCACAAUGUGUAACGUAUAAGUCGUCUAUAUUAAAAAAUAUAGUAUGCAGUAUUUACCAGAA
Molecule: messenger RNA, 3127 nt
Organism: Priapulus caudatus
Lineage: Eukaryota; Metazoa; Priapulida; Priapulimorpha; Priapulimorphida; Priapulidae
Product: homeobox protein six1-like
Exons: 2
Coding region: 518-1552 (344 amino acids)
Biological process (GO): regulation of transcription by RNA polymerase II
Cellular component (GO): nucleus; transcription regulator complex
Molecular function (GO): RNA polymerase II cis-regulatory region sequence-specific DNA binding; DNA-binding transcription factor activity, RNA polymerase II-specific
Source: RefSeq, a predicted model, not a curated record